AUGGCUAAGGGAACACCUGUGAAAAAAGGCAGAGCCUCGAAGAAUAGCACUCCAGUGUCUACACCUCCAGUAAAAACCAAGAAACCGUCGAGCAAGACCUCGACACCUCAACCAUCUACUCCCAGAUCGACGCCAUCCAAGAAAAAGAAGAAUGCGGUGAAGAACGCGGAUAAGAAAGGCGAGAAAUUGGUUCUCAAAGCCAAGGACUCUUCUGCUGCUCCUUCAGUUGCCCAAAAACCAGACACUGUAAUCCCGAUCGACAGAAUCGUUCGUGCAGUCCAAGAGUUGCAAAAGUUCGUGGAUAGCGAAAAGGCCAAAGAAGAGAACUCUAACCAGCUUCUGGACGACGGCGAGUUAGAUAGACAGGUGGAGUUGAUCGCCGUCAAUACCACGUCUUUCACCGAAAACAGAAAAGUGUUUAAGCCCAAACUGUUCAAGAUCGAACACUCGUUGUUCAAACCAUGGAAAAAAGCCAGUGAAACUGCCGUCAAAGACUUCAAAGUGCUUCUUAUUCUUAAGGACCAGGAUGCUUCCAAAUGUACGGAAGACCAGCUUUACGACCAACUGCACGGAGAGGGUAUCACUGUGGAUGCCGUUAUCACCGGCAAUGACCUCAAGACCAAAUACAAGGCUUUGGAAAAGAGAAGAGCCUUUGUACAGGACUUCUCUCUUAUUUUAGCGGAUGACUCUGUUGUGACAGCGUUGCCCAAACUUUUGGGAGGCAAGGCUUACGAAAAACUGGCCACAACCCCAAUUUCCAUCAAGACCAGCAAAAGCGGCUCGUUUUCGCUUACAACGCUUGUCAACAGCAUCAAAAAAGUCUAUCUAAAAACGCUGCCAACCAAGAUGCCCCGCGGCACAACUUUGAACGCGCAUUUGGGUGAUCUAGAAUGGUUUUCCGCUGAAGAGCUUGCUGACAACGCGCUUUCUGUUGCCGAACAACUGGUGAAGGAGUUCCAGAUCAGGUCUGUUUUCCUCAAGGUGAACAAGUCACCUGUUCUUCCGCUGUACUACAAUCAAAACGUCCUCGACGCUUUGGCCGAACAAGCAGAUGUUGAAGGCAAGGACAAGGCAUUGCAUAAGGUCACCAUUGGUGGCACAGAUCUGGAGCUGUCCAAUUUCGACGCUGCAUUAAUGGAGAUCGCCAAUCCAGACGAAUUGGAGAAGGUUUUUGCUUCUCGCAUCAACAAAGCGAGAAAGAGAACAGCGGAGGACGUCGAACAAGGCGCUACCGCGAAAAAGACUAAAGCAUAA
This is a messenger RNA of Lachancea lanzarotensis, 1254 nucleotides long. It is a transcript of the gene CIC1, whose product is annotated as LALA0S04e06392g1_1. The transcript has a single exon. NCBI's taxonomy places the organism in Eukaryota, Fungi, Ascomycota, Saccharomycetes, Saccharomycetales, Saccharomycetaceae. Bases 1 to 1254 code for a protein of 417 amino acids. The record is from RefSeq and is a predicted model, not a curated record.